Aedes albopictus (Asian tiger mosquito) is the source of this 666-nucleotide messenger RNA. RefSeq lists its product as uncharacterized. The record is from RefSeq and is a predicted model, not a curated record. The transcript has a single exon. The coding region runs from base 1 to 666 and encodes 221 amino acids. Gene Ontology annotation, biological process: DNA integration. Lineage: Eukaryota; Metazoa; Arthropoda; Insecta; Diptera; Culicidae. Gene Ontology annotation, molecular function: nucleic acid binding.
AUGACCAAAUACGGCAGUUGUGGCAAAUUUGCGCCCAAACAGCAACCACAACCUAUGCAGUCUCAUCAAACUCCAAGCUAUCCGUAUCAGAAAGUCAGCAUGGAUCUAUGCGAGAUAGAUCUAGAUGGAAGACGAAGGAUCUAUCUUAUCACCGUGGACCACUUUUCGGACUAUUUCGACGUCGAUGAGACGACUUCAAUAACAAUAAGUGUAAUCGUCAAAACUUGCAAGAAGAACUUUGCAAGGUUUGGAGAACCGCAGUACGUGUCAACCGACAGUGCUGUGCAGUUUCUCAGUGAGGAGUUCCAGCAGUUCGCGCAUGCGUGGGGCUUCAAACAUACCGUUUCAGCUCCCUACCACCAGCAAGCGAACGGCAAGGCCGAAUCUGCGGUAAAGAUAACCAAAACGUUGCUGAAAAAGGCGUAUGAGUCGAAACAGGAUUUCUGGGAGUUGCUGUUACAGUGGAGGAAUACGCCAAACAAAACUAACAGCUCUCCUGCACAACGAUUGUUAAUACUGAUGGCUGAGGAGAAAUAUGCACCGAAAAUUGAGGAAGGAGUGAAGGAGAGAAUCAAGCGGAGCCGUCAAGAAGCAAAAUUAUUCUAUGAUCUCAAAGCACGACGCGACAGUUGCCUCCUUUGGAGAUUGGAAACCCGGUUUUUGUGA